Cherax quadricarinatus is the source of this 4071-nucleotide messenger RNA. RefSeq lists its product as uncharacterized. The record is from RefSeq and is a predicted model, not a curated record. Lineage: Eukaryota; Metazoa; Arthropoda; Malacostraca; Decapoda; Parastacidae.
AGGUGUCCUUUUUCCUGACGAACAAAACACCACUACCACCACCUCCGAUAUUUCCUUUAAAUCACAUUUUAGUAAUACAUGUAAAGUUGCUGGCUAGUGAUUAGAUGGUUGACACACGUGCAGUCGACGCACUCCGAACCUAAACUCUCCACGGUAAUUACCAAUUUUAAAACAAUUAAAAAUAAUUUCAUGUAAAAGUAAAUUUGGUUCAUGCAAAUCUCUGCAUAAUGUAAAUGUAACUACAUUAUGAGCAACACCUGCUCAUCCUCCGUGUAACACUUAUUUCAUUUUACAAAUUUGAAUUUAACUCGGUGCAGAACUCACUCGAGAGCCGACUCCUAACGUCAACAUGUGGCGGCGUCGGCAAGUCUCUCUCUUACUCCCCAUGUUGGUUGUUGUUGCUGCUGCCAGCGGCAAUACCCCGCCCAGCUCAAUUUUAGAUUGUGGUGAAUCUUGUGGGCAAGAUGGUAACAACUUGUGUAUACCAAGUCAACAAUGUAAGAUGAAGGUGUCUGUAAAGCCUGGUGAGGAGUGCCAGGCACCAUGCACCUGCUGCAGGUUACGACCAGCAUGCACAACUCACACUACCAAGUCGUGUUCGAGGUAUCAAGGAGGUCAGUGUAAAAGUAGCUGUAAACUGAACGAACGUGUGACUGCUGGUAAGUGUAAGGAAGGAAGUACCUGCCAGUGUUGUGCCGAACCGUGUAAGGCAAAGAAGCUCUGCACCAAUGCCCAAGGUUUUUGUGUUCAAGACAGGAAGGACUGUGCCAGUGGCAAAAUAAAGACGAAAGGCUGUAAGGGGUAUGGAUGCCUUUGUUGCAUCCCAAAAUCAUGUACCUCUUACACUACCACAUCGUGUUUGAUGUACGAGGGAGGUCACUGCAAAAGCAGCUGUGGACAGAAUGAACGUGUGACUUCCGCCAUUUGUAACGAGGGAAAUACCUGCAAAUGUUGCGCCAAGCCAUGUAAAUCGAAAAAGUUAUGUACUCAGGUCAAUGGCUUCUGUGUUCAAGACAAAAAUGACUGUGGUAAUGGCACACUAAACAUGAGAGGCUGUCAAGGCUAUGGAUGCCUGUGUUGCAUUCCAAAAAGGGGACUUGUAACAACUGCUAAAUUAUCAUUGCUAACAACAGCUGUAAGAACAGUAACGAUCCCACCAACACCACCAAAACAACCAACGACAACAGAAAUAACAAUAAUAACGCAGAUACCAUCAUCAACCGAAGGAGAAUCAAAAGAAGAACUAACAACAGAAGAGGCAACAACAGACGCCCCGUCAACAGUCUCACUAUCAACGAAAGUACUAUCAACAGACGUACAAUCAGAGGUACCAUAUACAAUAGUUUCAACAGAAAUACCAUCAAAAGCAUCAUCAACCGAAUUGCCUACAGCAGAAGUAAUAACAGAAAAAGACUCGUCAACAGAAGUAACAAUAGAUAUACCACAAACAGAAAAUUUAACAACAGAGUAUGUAACAAAUGUGCCAUCAGCAGUAGAACCAUCAACUGAAAUCACAAUCAAUAGAAGAAAUAACAGAAAUAUUAUCAAAAGAAGUACAAUCAAUAGAAAUGCCUUCAACAGAAGUACAGUCAACUGUAGUAUUAAUAACAGUAACACCAACAACAGAAGUGCAGUUAACAGCAGAAACAACAGAAGUGCAGUCAAAAGAAACAGAAGUACAGCCAACAGAAGAAACAGAAGUGAACUCAACAGAAAAAAACGAAGUGAACUCAGCAGAAGAAACAACAGAAGCGAACUCAGCAGAAAAAACAGAAGUAACGACAAUAGAAGUAAUCACCGAAGUACCAACAGAAGCACCCUCAAUAUAUGUAGCAACAGCAGAAGAAUGAAUAACAGAAUAUCAACAGACGUACCAACAUCAGUAGCAACAACAGAAGUGCCAAUAAGAGAAGUAUUAACAAAAACAUCAAUAAAAGAAGCAGCAACAGGAUCGAAAACAAAAGUACAUCAACAAAAGUGCCACAAACGGAAGCACCAUUAGCAGAAGCAACACCACUACUAAUAAUAACAUAAUAGUCACCACUGCCAUCUCCAUCACCAACAUCACACCACAACCAAGGGUCACCACUAUCACCACCUUUGAAGAUUUUUUCCAAGCUUCAGUUUGGGGAGUUUCAAGUUUCACCAACGGUGCAUUUAAGGAUAUUUACAUUAAAAAUAAAGCAAUAGAAAAUAACUGCCAUAAUUAGGAGAUUCUAAUAUUCAUGGAGAAGCGCAAAAUCAUAGAGGUCAUACAGCACCUGGGACUGUGAGGUAGUCAGGUUUGAUUGAAGGAUGGGAAGGGUAGGUUCAUUUCCUAAGGCACCUGACCUGCAGUCACGUACAAUGUUCGUAUGGCAGACACUGUAUACUAAACAAUACCCGCACUAUGGGUUAUCAGUGUAUUGUAUACAACACAUUUACAGACAACGUAAACACAAAUAGUUCACAAUACUGUUGUUCUUGCAUACGUACACAGGCCCUGGGCGCCUCCCUUGAAAAUAACCGCACACUUGUAAGAGAUAUUUAAUGACUGAGAGCAAAGAAAAAAAAAGUUUAGUUUCUUAUAAUGUAAAUGCUAUUAUUUUUGAAACCUGAUAUUAUAGAAUGUGAAGGCUGAGUUACUCAGCCCUGUAACAACUUCAGUCAGUAUUACCAAGGCUGGCUCCUCUCAGGAAAAUUAAUGAAUAGAAAAAGAAAUAAUUCACAAAGAUAAACAAUUUAUUAUUUAGUAAUGCAAAGAUAAAACAUUGAAACAUGAAGGUGUAUCCUACUUUAAAGAAAAAUGAAAAAUGAAAUGGAAAAUUGACAUUCGAAUUCAACGCUAAUAUGUACAGUUAUACUGGGGUGUCUGGUUGAGGUUGACACUGUCUUGUAGAAAUUGUAGCAGUUGCUGAUGAUGUGGGGGGAAGGUCACAGGUGUUUAGUGACAACCCAACUACUAGUUCUUCACAGAGUCUAUAGCCUUGAAUAGUCAGUCCAGGUGACAAGGAACGCAGGCUCUUUACCACUGCAAAGAUGAGGGGUAGUGUCCUGUACAAUUAAUCAGGUAAGUAGAUCAUAAAGUGACGUCCCAAGACCGGUUUCAGUCCGUCUCCUUCAACACUUCUCGUUGGUUGGCAGGUGACCCGAGCUGUCAUUCCAAGCUGGAAAGAGACAGGUUACCCACUGCUUAAGAAAUCAUACCCCCGGCCGGGAUUGAACCCGCGGUCAUAGAGUCUCAAAUCACUCUCCAUGAUAAGUGUAAGAUACUUAAAAAAGGUGGUGAUUAUCUAAAAGUCUCAUGUGGAGCUUAAAACUGAAAGGACUAAUUUUAUUAUUGGUCAAAAGUGAAGUUUUCAACCAAUAUCCACUAGAAUAGGAGCAGAGGCUUUUACUUACAGUUGUGCUGGGAGCUGUGAGUCGAGUGAUUACUGUUUGGCCGGAGCCCCACACGUCACCUUUCGGGGUGGGGAAAAAGGAGGGGGGGGGGGGAUAGCCGGAGCUAGACUGACCCUACCUUAACAAGUAGCCGGCAAUCAAACUAUCGUUACCAUAUACUCGCUCGCUACCCCUAUCUGUUGAACUUUUCCCUCACAUAGAAAAAUACAUUAUACACGAUUCCUUCAACAUCUCAUAAAAUUGUACUAAUAUAUUUAUAUACCAUGGAUGCCAUUUACAGAAUCUGUUUUGCAUAUUUUAUCUUGUAUUAGAAAAGCCUAGCUUCUCCCUACGAGCCCCGUCUUAGGUCUUAGACGCUCCCAAAACAGGGAGCCGAGGCCGGGUCACCAUCUGGAUAAAACCCAGGCGGGAGAGUACCGGCGAAUCGAGGAGAAAUAUAUUAUUUGCAUAACAAAGAUGUUAAUUAUUUAUUAGAGUUUGACUUGAAAUAAUUAGAAAUAUAUUUUAUUCGGUACAUUUCAAUGUUUAUAAGUUGCGUGAGCUAUUACUGCACGGUAUAUACACUGUUGUUAAUAAAGACACAAAGCAGCAACUGAAAACUUUAUUAAGACAAUGUUUCGCAUGUAUAGUAGGCUUUAUAAAAGCCAAUGUUGUUUGUAUCCAUUAGCUACACUUUAUUGGUAUUCCCAA